AUGCUCAACCUCUACAAAGAGACAGCUAUUGAGGUCAAAUCAACUACUUCGCCUAGCCAUACAGAUAUCCAGAUACCCAGAGCGAAUGGUUCCUACGACAGAUCGAAGUUCUCGAAGAAGCCUGAAAGACAUGACCGAUUGGCGGUGGACGAAAAGAGCUACGCCGCAGAAUACCUAGCUGCCUCGAGCUCAGUAUUCAUUCGACGAGAAUCUUCCUACCCACGCUCUUUUGCCUGGCGCGUCGUCUCGCAACAGAGAGUGCUCGAGAUCUCCAACGUCGACUUUGCGCGCAACGACAAAGAUCGUGAAGCCGACAGGACAUUAGCCUUCGAAUUCCAGGAUCAGAUAUCACCUCGAGGAGUGAGCAUCUGCGAUUCGAGUACGGGCAGUGAAUUCCAUAUCUUUGUCCUGACGCAGGAGAACGAGGUUUUUGAACUUCGUCUACAGAUCAAGUUCUUUCAGGAUGCGAAGUCUAUUCCGCCAGACACCAGUUCCUGGUGCACACCCAUUCGAGCUUCCUCCCUGUCGAUAGAUCGAGCAUUUCAGCUUCAUGUGGACAACCCUCACGACCUGUUCGUGUCCUUUGCGAGCGGCAAGGUGCAGCAUUGGAAAAGAGACGGCACUGAUUCACAAUGGACGCACAUUAACUAUGAUGACAAGACGUGGGGCGCAGCACUAUUCAGCAUUGUCAGUCGGAAAGUGCAUGCAGAUAUUGACUUCGAAGGCAUGCGUCUAGCACACAAUACCACUCAUGCCAUGAUAAGAUCUGGUCAAUACCUCUUCACUGCCUGCCUCAAUCAUACUCUUCGAGUUUGGCACUUGGAUUCAGGUAGACUGGUAGAUUCGAGGGAUUUGCUAGACCAAGCUAGAGAUCCACAUGAUAAUGUUCAGCUCAACCCAGCUGAGCCAGGUUACAUACAAUUCCUCGAGGGCACCAACAAGCAGGAACGAAUUCUUUUGACAUGCUCACCUCUCAAUGGAGGUCAAAUCAAACUUUGGCGUGUGAAGAACGCCUUUGCCGACGAGGCUGAGUUGUUCAGCAUUGAAGAUAUGGCGCCAAACUCAGUACUUUCCCUACCAGAUCCAGAUCCUUCAGGCAGUAGUGUCUGGUCUCUCACUGGUCUACGUCUGAUCUUUGACAAACAUACCAAGGAUUGGCAGGCCUGGGUUCUGUGGAGGAAUCACAAUUACCACAAGGUUUAUACCUUAAAUUUCAGCUUCACCGAUAUCUCCAGCCAGUGGUCGAAGGAGUGGGUGAGCGUUUCAGCUGUCAGCACUAAAUCUCCAGGACCUGAUUUUGUGCCAACUGAUGCGCACGACGUUAGCUCUAAAUGGCUCGAUUACCUCUUGUUUCCUCGUCGUUACUCGAGUGCAGCCAUUGAGACUGCACUUGCCCAAUACUCGACUGCUUUGGACACUCGCUUAUCGGCUAGUGAUCGACGAAAGUCACUUCGAGAACGCCUCGCUCUCCUGAUCGGAUCACAGGUAAAGCUUCGCAGCUAUGAUGAGUCCACCAUGGACUAUGAUCGUUAUGCUGUGGACACUGAUCAACAAUGGCGGCAAUUCUGGCGCAUUCUCGAGAACCUGAACGAAGGUAGAUAUGCACCGCUGGCACUGGCAUUGGACGCGAGUAGUGGCAUGGUCAUGAUUACAAUGGCCGAUUUAUGCUGCGAGGUUCGAGAGUGCAACAACCUGGAGUUGUUGGACACCAAUGAAGUUGCUGAUAUAGAACUAAUGCCUCAGAUAGUCCGCAGUCGAUGGCCUUAUCGAAGGCUUCUGUUCAAUAUACAAGAAGCAGUGCCGGCUGUGGUGGUUCUCUCAGCAGCCCAAAAAUUUUUCAGCUCUUUUCCACCAGACUUGGCUGUCAACUUCGGGCAAACUCUCGAUGAGGAUCUUUACACCAAAUCAGACCUGCCAACAUCGGACAGAAUCGUCAACUUCUUCAACGAGAUCGACUUCGCCAACGCUGUCCCCGAUGAUGUUGAGAAAGAGCUUAACAAGAACCUGUCCGAGAUAGGAGGCGCAGAAGCUAUUUCAAACGAUAUUUAUGCGUUGUUGUUGAAGCUCAUCGUCGAGCAUAAAGUUACAAGAACAAAACCGCAUCACACCAAAACAGAAUUUGGCCUCGAUCUCACUUUUGCGGCUCUGCUGAAAGAAAUCGUUGCUACUCGGCAGGCACUUCUUAGCCUGCUUGCUGUGGUCAUUUUCCUUGACGGAAACGAACAGUUCAACACAUGCCGCUUCUUUGACGAGUUAGUGUUACGCCUGCGAACCCAGGAGCGGAACUUGUGGCUUGCAACGCACUACAGAUCGAAGAAAUCAACGUCAGGAGACAAUAAAGCAGCACCUAUGUCAAUCUUGCAGGACAUAUAUGCACAGAUAUGCCGUCCCCAAUCAACCGACCACCAUCCUAUGCCUUUCGUGCUUACUCAGCACAUCAUGGACAAUCUGGAAUUUGUGUCUGGUGAGUCGGAUCUUCCUCCUGGAGAAGCUGCCGUCUAUUUUCAAUGCAAUCUGCUGAAGCAUGGAGAGGUCGAAUUGGCCAGUGAUUUUCUCAAGUUUCAACCACCUACAGCAUUCUCAACGUACAUAAAAGGCCGACUCAGUCUCGCCCUUGGCAACUACAAAGAAGCCAGCUUGUACUUUCAGGAAGCAGCUGAUAGCCUUGCCAGAGGCAAAGCUUUGGGUAAGCUAGAUGAAUUUUCGUGUGGCCUGCUCACUGCUCAAGAGGCAGCAUGCUUUUAUGGUGGUCUACCACUCUACUUGCAGCAUAUAGUGACACUCUUCGAAGAAGCGAAGGCGUUCAACGAAGCUGCUGAUGUCGCUCGGCGCACCUUAGACGCCCUCGAGUCAGAAGACGGUGAGCCUCUGCCGAACUUUAGACAGAGCGUGCUUCUGCGGUUGUUUAACUCGGAGCUCAAAUGCGCCCGUUUCGAACAGGCUUGUGACGCACUUGUACGAUUCUCGGAUUUAGUACUACAGCGAACUUCAGCGACAGACCUAGUCAACACGAUGCUCGACUCAGCCUCGUCACUUUCGGACUCCCUCGGUGUCGUUAAACAAAUUCAAGACCUGCCACUUUCAACCCAUCCGAACCUUGCGAACCACGUUGACCACCAUCUUGCCUCAUUGGCUAAGAAGCAGACCUCGAUCCCUUCAGCUGGCGGCCUGUGGCUAUCGAACACGCCCACCGACUACCUGAGUAUCUUGCACGCGUUGAGACUUUUCAAGAAGGACUAUCGAGGUGCUGUUUCCGUGCUCUUUGAUCGACUGCGCCUCAUACAGAAGUCAGGUCGGGCUAGAAGUGACCCUAAGGCUACUAGCCUGAGACAUGCACUGCUAGCCAUUAUCAACACUAUGACCUGCGUGAAAGAGGAUGAGGCGUAUAUUGUGACAGACAGUGCAGAGAAUCCACGACUUGCGAGUCAUGCGAAAGGGUUGAAGAGACUACAUGAGCCGGACAGUGACGACCAGGAUCCUAGGCGGAAGCGCACAAGAGUUGUUGUGACUCUGGACGAUUUCAGACGAGAAUAUCAAAGAGUACUGGAUCGGUGUAGUCGAAUUGAAAGAGGUGACUUCGAAUACGGCCACGAAAGUGAAGACGAAAGUGAUGAGGAGCCGGAGAAAAGCUACCAGGGGUCAAAGCUGGUCAUUGAUCGCAGCAAGAAGGAUGAGACGUUGCGCCUGACGAAUGGUGAUGCGAUGCAAUUGUCAUGA
Molecule: messenger RNA, 3717 nt
Organism: Lithohypha guttulata
Lineage: Eukaryota; Fungi; Ascomycota; Eurotiomycetes; Chaetothyriales; Trichomeriaceae
Exons: 1
Coding region: 1-3717 (1238 amino acids)
Cellular component (GO): nuclear pore
Molecular function (GO): protein binding; structural constituent of nuclear pore
Source: RefSeq, a predicted model, not a curated record